Messenger RNA from Scomber scombrus (Atlantic mackerel), 3896 nucleotides. It is a transcript of the gene cul3b, whose product is annotated as cullin 3b. Bases 194 to 2497 code for a protein of 767 amino acids. The transcript has 16 exons. The record is from RefSeq and is a predicted model, not a curated record. Gene Ontology annotation, cellular component: Cul3-RING ubiquitin ligase complex. Gene Ontology annotation, biological process: ubiquitin-dependent protein catabolic process; protein ubiquitination. Gene Ontology annotation, molecular function: ubiquitin protein ligase binding. Lineage: Eukaryota; Metazoa; Chordata; Actinopteri; Scombriformes; Scombridae.
ACUAGGGGGGUGUUUUUUAUUUUUUAGGGGCUGUCAACAAUAAAAAAAAAAAAAACUUGCCGGGUGAAUGUGUGUGUGUACUGGGACGAGGAGCUACUCCACACUAAAACCCUUGUAGUCACCUUAACCUCCCCCCCUGCAGAAACACCUUCAUGUGAAUAACAAGAGGAGCCCCAAGGACCGAGAGGCAACCAUGUCCAAUCUCAGCAAAGGCGGCACCAAGAAGGACACCAAGAUGAGGAUACGGGCCUUUCCUAUGACGAUGGAUGAGAAGUAUGUCAACAACAUCUGGGACCUUCUGAAGAAUGCCAUCCAGGAGAUUCAGAGGAAGAACAACAGCGGGCUGAGCUUCGAGGAGCUGUACAGGAACGCCUACACGAUGGUGCUCCACAAACACGGAGAGAAGCUCUACACGGGCCUGCGGGAGGUCGUCACCGAACACCUCAUCAACAAAGUACGAGAAGAUGUCCUCAACUCUCUAAAUAAUAACUUCCUUCAAACCUUAAAUCAGGCGUGGAACGACCAUCAAACGGCGAUGGUGAUGAUCAGAGACAUCCUGAUGUACAUGGACCGGGUGUACGUUCAACAGAAUAACGUAGAGAAUGUCUACAACUUGGGUCUUAUAAUCUUUAGGGAUCAGGUCGUUCGCUACGGCUGUAUCAGAGACCACCUACGACAAACCCUGCUGGACAUGAUUGCACGUGAAAGGAAGGGGGAGGUGGUGGACAGAGGCGCCAUCAGAAAUGCUUGCCAAAUGUUAAUGAUCCUCGGCCUAGAAGGGAGAUCUGUUUACGAAGAAGACUUCGAGGCGCCUUUCUUAGAAAUGUCUGCAGAAUUUUUCCAGAUGGAGAGCCAAAAGUUCCUCGCAGAAAACAGUGCCAGCGUGUACAUAAAGAAGGUGGAAGCCAGGAUUAAUGAGGAGAUCGAGCGAGUGAUGCACUGCCUGGAUAAAUCCACAGAGGAACCCAUUGUCAAGGUGGUGGAAAGGGAGCUCAUCUCUAAACACAUGAAGACCAUCGUAGAGAUGGAGAACUCGGGUCUGGUACACAUGCUCAAGAAUGGCAAGACGGAUGAUUUGGCGUGUAUGUACAAGCUGUUUAGCCGGGUCCCCAAUGGGCUGAAGACCAUGUGCGAGUGUAUGAGCUCAUACCUGCGGGAGCAAGGCAAAGCUCUCGUGUCGGAGGAGGGAGAAGGAAAGAACCCCGUAGACUACAUCCAGGGUUUGCUGGAUUUGAAGUCCCGUUUCGACCGUUUCCUUCAGGAAUCUUUUAAUAACGAUCGGCUCUUCAAACAAACCAUUGCUGGCGACUUUGAGUACUUCCUUAACCUCAACUCGCGCUCACCUGAGUACCUCUCGCUCUUUAUUGAUGACAAGCUGAAGAAAGGAGUAAAAGGGCUGACGGAGCAGGAGGUGGAGUCUAUACUGGACAAGGCCAUGGUGCUUUUCCGCUUCAUGCAGGAGAAGGAUGUGUUUGAGAGGUAUUACAAGCAGCACCUCGCUCGCAGGCUGCUCACCAACAAGAGCGUCUCUGAUGACUCGGAGAAAAACAUGAUCUCAAAGCUUAAGACCGAGUGCGGCUGUCAGUUCACAUCGAAACUGGAAGGCAUGUUCCGGGAUAUGAGCAUCUCCAACACCACCAUGGAUGAAUUUAGACAACAUCUACAGACAACUGGGGUGUCACUUGGAGGAGUCGAUCUCACUGUGAGAGUCUUGACCACAGGUUACUGGCCUACACAAUCAGCAACACCCAAGUGCAACAUCCCUCCUUCACCGCGACAUGCAUUUGAAGUCUUUAGAAGGUUUUAUCUUGGUAAGCACAGCGGCAGACAACUCACACUGCAGCAUCAUAUGGGCUCUGCAGAUCUAAACGCCACCUUCUACGGUCCCAUCAAAAAGGAGGACGGGUCAGAGGUCGGAGUGGGAGGCGCCCAGGUGACAGGCUCCAAUACCAGGAAGCACAUCUUGCAGGUCUCCACCUUCCAGAUGACCAUCCUCAUGCUUUUCAACAACAGAGAGAAGUCUGUCUUUGAGGAGAUUCAGCAAGAGACCGAUAUCCCAGAGAGGGAGCUGGUGCGAGCGCUUCAGUCGUUGGCCUGUGGGAAGCCCACUCAGAGAGUUCUCACCAAAGAGCCAAAGUCCAAGGAGAUUGAGAACGGCCACGUGUUUACAGUCAAUGACCAGUUUACCUCCAAACUGCACCGUGUCAAGAUCCAGACAGUGGCUGCCAAACAGGGGGAGUCAGACCCAGAGCGGAAGGAGACACGACAGAAAGUGGAUGACGACAGAAAGCAUGAGAUCGAAGCUGCCAUAGUUCGCAUCAUGAAGUCCAGAAAGAAGAUGCAGCACAACAUCUUAGUAGCAGAGGUCACGCAGCAGUUGCGAGCACGAUUCCUCCCUAGUCCCGUAGUCAUCAAGAAGCGCAUUGAAGGACUCAUUGAGAGGGAAUAUUUGGCACGAACACCAGAGGACCGCAAAGUGUACACUUACGUAGCGUAAAACCAAUUAAUUCAGUGACGGCAAACAUCGAGUUGAGAUAAACUGCGAGCCUUGUUUUCUGUGGACUGCUAUGCGUUUUUGAAAGAACUUGGAAGUGCUUUCAUCAUUGAUUCUGGGAAACACUGGGAAGCUUAACUUUUCUUCCAUUAAAUUGUGUAAAAAAAAAUUUAAAAAAAUCAUGCAAAAAGAUGAGGAAGUUUUCUAGCAAUAUUAGAUUUCUUCUGCUAAGAGAAAAGAAAGGAGGGGGAUCUAGUUUUGUACAAAAUCAUUGUUUCUUGUGGCCUUUGGAGAGAAUUGCGUGAGCCUGUUUGCCAAUUAGCCACGUGCUGAUCUCAACAGAGGAUCCAGAACGAGCGUAAAAAUGUUACUGAGCAAACAUGCGGCUACAUGGAGACCAAGAAAACAUUUGAAUUCACUCCCCUGUUUUAAAUGUUGAUGUCAAUGUGUUAUGUUUGUGUUUCGUGGCACAAUGAUGGCUGUACAGGUUGACAGACACUCUUGGCCUUUUUUUUCUUCUUUUUUUUCAAAAAGGAUUUUAAAUUUAAAGAAGAGGACAAAGUGUUAACUGGUACAGACCUGGUUUACAAUGGCAGUAAAAUACAUUUUGAGUACUUGAGAAAAACAUGAAGAGUGCUUAAUUUAUGUUGCAAAUAUGUCUGUUUUCUGAGGUUGUUAGUGCACCUCGCAUAGCUGAAGUAUUUAAUGCCAUUGUCAGUUACAAUAUUUUGGGCCAGGUCUGUACUGGUGGUUAGAGAGAUCAAGAGCUGUAGCUUCACAGCAUGCUUUUAUCUAACGGAUCAAUCAGGGGUAUAAAGGCGCACAUAAACGCUCCAUAGAUGGUCUUCGGGUCUAUCAUGACACAUUUUUCACUUCAGGCCUGCUGUAUGAUCGGCUGAAAAAAGUAUCUCCUCUCUUUGAAUGGAAGGGUCCCUUGUGGUGCAAAGUUUCAAAGAGGAUUUGUUUUUUUUUUGUUGUUUUUUUUCUCUUUUUUUUCAUUCUUGACUGCAUUUUGAAUGGGUGGAACCAGUCUAGCACCAUGUCCUAUGUGUACAAAUUGUAAAAUAAUUAUUGUACUCACUGCGAAGGUGGAUUGUACAGGGCCUUGUUUUCAUCAUAUUAAAUGUAGAAUUGAAAAAAAGAAAAGUGAACGGAUGCGUUUUUUUCUUUUUUACAUCUUUCAUGAGAAGGCCUCGUCAGAAAUACUUGCCUCUCUAACCAUAAUUAAAGCUUAAUGUAAAUGGUGAGCCGCAGUCAAAAUCCCUGCAUUCACAAGAGGAAAUCCGCGGGCCUCUGAAGUACUCUGUUUACUGUGGUAUUUUGAGAUUUUAAGUGCAACUUUUAUUCUUUUUUGUUUAAAUCGUCAUCGGAAAAUACACUCCGCUGCGGGUUUAUUAGGUCC